Molecule: messenger RNA, 7496 nt
Organism: Cyclopterus lumpus (lumpfish)
Lineage: Eukaryota; Metazoa; Chordata; Actinopteri; Perciformes; Cyclopteridae
Product: ankyrin-3-like
Exons: 46
Coding region: 195-6236 (2013 amino acids)
Biological process (GO): signal transduction; protein localization to T-tubule; regulation of cardiac muscle contraction
Cellular component (GO): T-tubule
Molecular function (GO): protein binding
Source: RefSeq, a predicted model, not a curated record
UCUCCCGGUCCUCUCGGGCCGCUUCCGGUAAACCCGCAGGGCACGAGCCCCCGUCAUUUAGCUGCACGCUGACGUCAGCUCCCCCGAUGCGUUUAAACGGUUCUCCGGUCGGUGGGCGGAUUCGGCUCCUUCCUCAACUCCCGUGAUCCGAGCUAACUUACCUGUGGACCGCGGGGGGCGCGAGCUUCUUCAACAUGGCUUCUUCCGCCACAGGUGACUUCGAGGAGCAGACGGAUGUGAACGCCUGUUAUCUGCGAUCCGCUCGGGCCGGGAACCUCGAGAAGGCUCUGGACUACCUGAAGAAUGGAGUCGACAUCAACAUCUGCAACCAGAACGGUCUGAAUGCUCUCCAUCUGGCCUCCAAGGAGGGCCAUGUGGAGGUGGUGGCGGAGCUCAUCAAGCACGGCGCCAACGUGGACGCUGCAACCAAGCAGAAAGGAAACACGGCCCUGCACAUCGCCUCCCUCGCUGGGCAGACGGACGUGGUGAAGGAGCUCGUCACCCACAGCGCCAACGUCAAUGCACAGUCUCAGAAUGGCUUCACUCCGCUCUACAUGGCGGCGCAGGAGAACCACAUGGACGUGGUGCAGUUCCUGCUGGACCGCGGCUCCAGUCAGAGCAUCGCCACGGAGGACGGCUUCACUCCGCUGGCGGUGGCGUUGCAGCAGGGCCACGACCAGGUGGUUUCCCUGCUGCUGGAAAACGACACCAAGGGGAAGGUCCGCCUCCCGGCGCUGCACAUCGCCGCGCGGAAGGACGACACCAAGGCGGCCGCGCUCCUCCUCCAGAGCGACCACAACGCCGACGUGGAGUCCAAGAGCGGGUUCACUCCUCUCCAUAUCGCGGCUCACUACGGCAACAUCAACGUAGCAACGCUCCUCAUGAACAGAGGGGCGGCUGUGGACUUCAAGGCGAGGAACGACAUCACGCCGCUGCACGUAGCAUCCAAGCGUGGGAACGGCAACAUGGUGCGACUGCUGCUGGAGAGAGGCGCCAAGAUAGAUGCCCGCACCAAAGACGGUCUGACGCCUCUCCACUGUGGAGCCAGGAGCGGUCACGAGCAGGUGGUGGAGAUGCUGCUGGACCGAGGAGCUCCGAUACUGUCCAAGACGAAGAACGGCUUGUCUCCGCUCCACAUGGCGACGCAGGGCGACCACCUCAACUGCGUCCAGCUGCUGCUGCACCACGAGGUGCCCGUGGACGACGUGACCAACGACUACCUGACGGCGCUGCACGUGGCCGCCCACUGCGGCCACUACAAGGUGGCGAAGGUCAUCGUGGACAAGAAGGCCAACCCCAACGCCAAGGCACUGAAUGGUUUCACCCCCCUGCACAUCGCCUGUAAGAAGAACAGAGUCAAGGUGAUGGAGCUUCUUCUCAAGCAUGGAGCGUCGAUACAGGCGGUCACUGAGUCCGGUCUGACGCCGAUCCACGUCGCGGCGUUCAUGGGACACGACAACAUCGUGCACCAGCUGAUCAACCACGGCGCUUCGCCCAACACGAGCAACGUGAGGGGGGAGACGGCGCUCCACAUGGCAGCGAGGGCCGGACAGUCCAAUGUGGUGCGAUAUCUGAUCCAGAAUGGAGCCCGAGUGGACGCCAAAGCCAAGGACGACCAGACCCCGCUGCACAUCUCGAGCCGUCUCGGUAAGCAAGACAUCGUCACCCAGCUGCUGUCGAACGGGGCGUUCCCGGACGCCACGACCAACUCCGGGUACACGCCUCUCCACCUGGCGGCCAGGGAGGGGCACCGAGACGUGGCCUCCACGCUGAUGGAACAGGGCGCCAGUCUGGGCAUCAUCACCAAGAAGGGAUUCACUCCUCUGCACGUGGCUGCAAAGUACGGGAAGAUCGAGGUCGCCAACCUGCUGCUGCAGAAGAGCGCUCCGUCGGACGCCGCCGGGAAGAGUGGACUAACUCCACUGCAUGUGGCAGCACACUAUGAUAACCAGAAGGUGGCGCUGCUCCUGCUCAACCAGGGAGCUUCACCGCAUGCAGCCGCAAAGAACGGCUACACGCCGCUCCACAUUGCGGCUAAGAAGAACCAGAUGGAGAUCACCACCACCUUGCUGGAGUACGGCGCCUCCACCAACACCGUGACCCGCCAGGGCAUCACUCCCCUGCACCUGGCGGCGCAGGAAGGCAACGUGGACAUCGUGACGCUGCUGCUGGCUCGAGACGCCCCGAUAAACAUGAGCAACAAGUCCGGUCUGACUCCGCUCCACCUGGCCGCCCAGGAGGAUAAAGUCAACGUCGCCGAGGUCUUAGUCAACCAGGGAGCGACCGUAGACCCCGAGACCAAGCUGGGAUACAGUCCCCUCCAUGUGGCCUGUCACUAUGGCAACGUGAAGAUGGUCAACUUCCUGCUGAAGAAUCAGGCGAAGGUCAACGCUAAGACCAAGAACGGUUACACACCUCUCCAUCAGGCUGCACAACAAGGACACACACACAUCAUCAACUUGCUGCUACAUCAUGGAGCAUCGCCCAAUGAACUCACAGCUAAUGGGAACAGCGCCCUGUCCAUCGCCAGGAGGCUCGGCUACAUCUCCGUAGUGGACACACUCAAAGUGGUCACGGAGGAAACUCUGACCACGCAGACCGUGAUCGAGAAGCACAAGAUGAACGUUCCAGAGACCAUGAACGAGGUGUUGGACAUGUCCGAUGACGAAGUCUUUAAAGCCAAUGUGCCCGAAAUGAUCACAGAGGACUAUAUAUCUGAUGUGGAAGAAGUGAUGGGUGCUGGAAAUGUCUGCAUCAGCUACUCCUGUGACGAUGCGAUGACGGGGGACACGGACAAGUACCUGGCCCCCCAGGACCUGCGGGAGCUGGGGGACGACUCGCUCCCUCAGGAGGGCUACAUGGGCUUCAGCGUCGGGGCGCGGUCACAGAGCCUGCGUUCCUUCAGUUCUGAUAGGUCCAACACGCUGAACCGGAGCUCGUUCACGCGCGACAGCAUGAUGAUCGAGGAGAUGCUGGCACCCAAUAAGGAGAUGCAUUUGGCGGUGGCGAAGGACUUUGACAACGACUCGCUGAGGAGAUACAGCUGGACCGCAGACGCACUGGAUAACGUCAACCUGGUCUCCUCUCCGGUACACUCGGGGUUCCUGGUCAGCUUCAUGGUCGACGCCAGGGGCGGCUCCAUGAGAGGGAGUCGUCACAACGGCAUGCGCAUCAUCAUCCCGCCCAGGAAGUGCACGGCGCCCACCAGGAUCACCUGUCGACUGGUGAAGAGGCACAAACUGGCCUCGCCUCCCCCGAUGGUGGAAGGUGAAGGCCUGGCCAGCCGGCUGGUCGAGGUCGGCCCGGCGGGAGCUCAGUUCCUCGGGCCUGUGAUAGUGGAGAUCCCUCAUUUCGGCUCGAUGCGUGGCCAGGAGAGAGAGCUGAUCCUGCUGCGCAGCGAGAACGGAGAAAGCUGGAAGGAGCAUAUGUACGACUACAAGGCCGACAACCUCAACACGCUCCUCAGUGGGAUGGAUGAAGAACUGGACAGUCCUGCAGAGCUGGAGAGGAAGAGAAUCUGCCGCAUCAUCACCAGGGACUUCCCACAGUACUUUGCGGUCGUGUCUCGAAUCCGGCAGGAGACCAAUCAGAUGGGACCGGAGGGCGGGACUCUGUGCAGCCGGAGCAUCCCAUUGGUUCAGGCGUCCUUCCCCGAGGGGGCGUUAACCAAGAAGAUCAAGGUUGGACUGCAGGCCCAGCCGGUACCGGACGACAAUGUGAAGAAAGUCCUGGGGAACCGAGCGACCUUCAGCCCCAUCGUUACCGUGGAGCCCCGGAGGAGGAAGUUCCACAAGCCCAUCACCAUGACGAUCCCAAUCCCGCCUCUAUCAGGGGAGGGGCUCAUCAACGGCUACAAGGGAGACUGUACUCCGUGUCUCCGCCUUCUCUGUAGCAUCACAGGGGGCACGUCACCGGCACAGUGGGAAGACAUCACCGGCACAACUCCUCUCACCUUCGUCAACGACUGCGUCUCCUUCACCACUAACGUCUCUGCCAGGUUCUGGUUGGCGGACUGCCACCAGAUCCCAGAGACGGUGGGUCUGGCCAUGCAGCUGUACAGGGACCUCAUCUGCGUCCCCUACAUGGCCAAGUUUGUGGUGUUCGCGAAGACCAACGACCCGGUGGAGUCCAGACUGAGGUGCUUCUGCAUGACGGACGACAAGGUGGAUAAGACCCUGGAGCAGCAGGAGAACUUUGAGGAGGUGGCCAGGAGCAAAGACAUAGAGGUUCUGGAGGGCAGGCCCAUCUACGUGGACUGCUACGGAAACUUGUCUCCUCUGACUAAAGGUGGUCAGCAGUUGGUUCUCAACUUCUUCGCCUUCAAGGAGAACCGUCUUCCCUUCUGUGUCAAGGUGAGAGAUCCGGGCCAGGAGCCCUGCGGCCGCCUGACGUUCCUGAAGGAGUGUAAGACCAUGAAGGGCCUUCCGCAAACCGCCGUGUGCAACCUGAACAUCACACUUCCUGCAGUGAAAAAGGAAAUGGAGUCAGAUGCCGAGGAUGAGACUGAAAAGCCAGAGCGACGUCAUACCUUUGCAUCCCUAGCCUUACGUAAGCGCUACAGCUAUCUGGCCGAGCCUGCACUGAGCCCUCAGAGUCCCUGUGAGAGAACAGACCUCCGUAUGGCCAUAGUAGCCGACCACCUCGGACUCAGCUGGACUGAGCUGGCCAGGGAGCUCGAGUUCUCCGUGGAUGAGAUCAACUUUGUCAGAGUGGAGAACCCCAAUUCCCUGACAGCACAGAGCUUCAUGCUCCUAAAGAAAUGGGUGCACAGGGACGGUAAAAAUGCCACAACGGAUGCUUUAACGGCGGUGCUGACUAAGAUCAAUCGGUUGGAUAUUGUGACUUUGCUGGAAGGGCCCAUAUUUGACUACGGUAACAUUUCAGGCACACGCUGCUUUGCCGAUGAUAACGCAGUAUUCCCGGAUCAGUCCGAUGGAUACGACAAUAUAGAUCUGGAGCUGCGAACCCCCACAGAGCUGAACUACCAGCCCCCCACCCCGCUUCGCUCAGACGACUUCUUUAGCGAGGGCGAUGCUAGCGCAGACUCCCCUAGCAAGGUCCCGCUCACUAGACCUAGCGACCUCUCCCUCACUCAGACCACCAGUACCUCCAGCAGCGACCCCCCCACGGUCGCCGCCUUCAGCGCCCCGCAGCCCCCCAUGGCCGGGGCCGAAGACACGACCCUGACCGCUGGAGAAAGAGGGACGUCUCAGGAGGAAAAGACAGGGCUGGUUUAUUAUGAGAGGCCGGAUAACGACAGACGGGCGGUAGAGCAGUUAGGAAAGGGAACAGACGGGCACGCUGAGGCCUUAGAGAAGGAACCGAAGGCAGGGCAAGGCGUUGGUUUGGAGCGUCAGGGAGAAGAUGCUGCCUCGGACACCGGGCACGGAAAUGGAAAGCGGCAAGAAGAAGAAGAAGAAGAGGAGGAGGAGGAGGAGGAGGAGAUGACUCCGGAGAGGCUGCAGAGGCUGCUGGACGAUAUAAAGCAGGAGGGAGGCUUGGAGGACGAGGAGAUGACAGAGGAGCGGGUGAAUGCGAUCCUCGAACAACUGCAUCAAGCAGAAAAAGACGUGUGUUCAGUUCCAGGCUGGAGAUGCGAGACGUCCGGCGCGAUCGUAGAGUCGGGCGCCACCGGCCACGGCCCCGGCACCGAGGAGGGCAGCCCCGACAGCCUGGCUGACUCGUUGGAGCCACCUCACGCCGACAGACACAACGGAGGUCACGUCCACGCGGCGAGCGAAGAAAAGGAAAAGGAGGCCGCGAGGACGGGAUCGCAGGAGGACGGCAGCACAGCGGGACUGAGCAGAGGCCGCCAGGAGGCCGGAGAGCGGUCCCAGCACAAAGUCCAGGGACAGGAGGCCAAAAACAUUCCCGGAGAGUCUGUGACAGAGGAGCAGUUCACAGAUGAAGACGGGAAUCUGGUCACCAGAAAAGUGAUCAGAAAGGUGGUCCGCCGUGUGUUCAACACGGAGGAAAAGAGGGAAAGUGAAGGCGAAACUGUUGCAGAAGGAGCUGCUGGUGCUACUGGUGCUUCUGGUGGUUCUGGGGGUGGAGCUACUGAUUCUGCUGGUGCUGGUGGUGGUUUUGGUGGUGCUUCUGCAGCAGGAACCCCGGGGGGGAAGGGCAAGAAGAGGGGCAAGCGCUCCCGACAGGGCAACAAGGCGGAGAAGUCCGGCGAGCAAACUGAGCCGGGAGCCAACGGCAACAGGAAGCAAGGGAAGAAGAGCCAGUCCUAACGGAGGAGCUCUCCACUCAACCAGGUCCACUGACGCCCGCCAACACACUCAAAACGCACCCCGGGGAGGAAAAAAGAAAGACUGGAAGGCCUUCGUCAAUCUCAUAAAAAAAAAAAAAACACAAAAAACCCAGAAGAACCUCGUCUGGAGCUUCCUCUGUACACAACGCAUGGUUUUCAGCAUGAGCAUGUCACCAAAAGUCACGUUGGAGAGCAACGACCGACUGAAACGGGGCGUGGAGGACGUGAGCCGGAGCGUUCUCUAAAAAAAAUUAAAUUCAAAGAACGGCACAAACGAGGAAAAACUGAACGAGGAAAAACUGAACGAGGAAAGACGUGCGGUUCACUUUUUCUUUUUUUCUUGCACCAUGCGGUUCUUUUAUUUUUUAAAUGAAAUAGAUUGAAUGGGUGAUUUUUUUUUUGGGGGGGUUGUAUAUAAAUGACACUGUAUAAAUUCUUUAAAACAAAUCACACACACACACACACAACAAAUAAUAAUAAUAAUAAUAAUAAUCAGUAGCUUCACAGAUUUGUUUUAUGCGCUUUGCAGAUCGGCCUUGAGGUGCGCCGGAACAACAAAACAACAACAAAAACAAGCUGAAUGGGAAACGAAUGGAAGAACAACAACAACAUAAUAAUAACCGCUUGAUUUUAAACAAAAGGACGUUUCUUUUAACGCCGACCGCUUCUUCCGCUCUCGUCCGUGGGAACUUUUUGUCUUCAGAGAGAGAUAAUAUUUUGCUGCAUGUCACUUUAUUUUUUUAAACGUUUUUUUUUUUUCCUCCUCACGAUUCAAAAAGAAAAAAAAAGCACUAAUACAAUUUAUAGGAGAGAGAGAUGGUACUUGUGUCCUUGUGGAGCACUCAUAAUAACUCACACUUCUGUCAUCUAUCUCUGUUUUUAAGUUUGUUUUUGUUAAGAAAAAUGGAGGAAAAAAACACACACAGGAAGUUUAACUGCUAUCAGCCUCGUGUGUGUGUGUGUGUGUGUCAUCAAAUGCAAACAUCUAUCUGUAAGCCCUUAAUGCAAACUAGGAAGUUUAAGCUUUAAGAUCUGCUGUGAUUCUUAAAAUAAAAAGGGGCAACCGAUACUUUUAUUUUGACGGUUUUGAUGACUUAUCUUUAUUAACAGGUUCUAAUUACAUGAGAACAGGGAAUCUCUUCUUUUUUUUUUGCCCCAUUAUCCAAAUAUUGUUCUUUUUAUUGACUGUUGAAAAAAAAAUAAAAAUCACAGUAUUGUUAUGCACAUUGUUAAAACAUAA